CAGCUGUACAGCAAUGAACUAAAAAUAUUAACUGAAAACAUACGAAAUGAUUCUGCAUAAACAAUGUGUAAGACUUGUACUUUUAAUGUUGUUAGUUGUGCCAAUGAUUCCGCUUACUAUUGGCUAUAAGUUGGAGAAGGACACACAACCAAUAGACGCAUCCAAUUUGGUAUUUGAUGACUGUGGCAAUUCAAUGGAGGAGAGCAAAGGUGCUAAAGAGACUUGUAAUAUUAAAGUAGUUAGCUCACAGCACAAGGCUUCAAGCAUUGCCAUUAAAGCUGCCCAAGAGGCAAAAGCCGCAUCGGAUGCACAGUUGCCAGCUGCGGAAAAUGCAGCGCAUCAAGUUAUCAUUCAGCUAGCGGACAAAGCGUUGGCUGCAGCUAAAGCAGCUGAGGCUGCUCUGGCAGGCAAACAGCAAAUCGUUGAACAAUUGGAGUCAGAGGUACGUGAGGGUGAGCUGGUUGUGCAGGAGGAGGCUGCAUCCUUGCAGAGUUCCCAAGGCAACUGCAAUGCUGCCGCACAGGCUUCCAAGCAGGCGGGAGUGCAAGUUAAGACCUUGGCUGAGGCUGUGAGGAAUGCUCAGGCAAAUGUGCACAACUCGGAUCAGGCAGCGAAUGGUGCGCAGCAAGAGUUGGUCGAGAAGCAACAGCUUGUGGAGGCAGCCAAGAAGCGAGUGGAGUUGUUGCUGCGGCAACUGGAUGUGGCACGAACCGAUUACAAGAGUACAAAGAAGGCAGCAGAGCACGCUGCCUGUGCCGCUCAAGAAGCCAAGCAGCGUGCAACUCGAGAGCGUCGCAUGACUGAAAUUCGCGCAAAGCUGCAACGUCGUCAUAUGCUACACUAAGCUGCUUUAAAAGUUAUAUUUUAUUACAA
Messenger RNA from Drosophila nasuta, 873 nucleotides. RefSeq lists its product as uncharacterized. Lineage: Eukaryota; Metazoa; Arthropoda; Insecta; Diptera; Drosophilidae. The record is from RefSeq and is a predicted model, not a curated record. Bases 47 to 844 code for a protein of 265 amino acids. The transcript has 2 exons.